Condylostylus longicornis is the source of this 2602-nucleotide messenger RNA. Its product is annotated as kelch-like protein 5. The transcript is spliced from 10 exons. The coding region runs from base 489 to 2411 and encodes 640 amino acids. NCBI's taxonomy places the organism in Eukaryota, Metazoa, Arthropoda, Insecta, Diptera, Dolichopodidae. The record is from RefSeq and is a predicted model, not a curated record. Gene Ontology annotation, molecular function: protein binding.
AGACAAUAAUUCUUUAAAUUUGCACACACAUACAAUCUAUGUGCCAAAAUCUAGAUUUAGAAUAUAAAAAUGUAUUAAGAAAAGAAAAGAAUAGGCGAGUAAAUUGUGCGUUUUGAAAAAAUUCUUUUAAAAAAUCAUGAAUAAUUCCAUUAAUUAACUUUAGUAUAUAUUGAGCGUUCGAUUGAUAAUGUUGGAUAAUUAUAUAGAGACUAAAAUAUAAAAAGAAAUCUGAAAAUUAAAUCAAAAAAAUUUGCACUAAUGGACUAAUGGAGUUAAAGAUUAGUGAAAAAUAAAAUACGUGUACAAAGAAGAAUAAAAAAAGAAAAAACAAAAAAAAAUUAAAAAAUCUUUUAUUAGAAAUCUUUUGAAUAUACUAAAAGAUUUAAUAUUAAAAAAUUAAAUUAAGUUUUUAAUUCAAUUUAUAUCCAAAUUUUAAUAAGUGAUAUUUAAUAUUAAGAGAAUUAAAGAAUAAAAAUUAUUAAAUAAAAAUGUCAAGUAAAGAAAGCCCUAGUAGAGAAUCCACAUCAAGUGGUGCAAGACUUAGUUUAAUCGCACUUGAUGAAUCUUUAUCAAGAGAUUAUAGUGUGGGUAGUUUAAAUUCUGCUGUUAGUCAAGAGGAAUUUUUUAGAAAUCACGACCAUGCUGAAAAUAUAUUGAAAAGUAUGCAAAAUUAUUUAUAUAAUGAACAAUUAUGUGAUGUCGUUUUAAUAGCUGGAAUUGAUGGUAAAAGAGUUCCAGCACAUAGAUUAGUUUUGUCUGCAUCUAGUGCUUACUUUGCAGCAAUGUUUACUGGGUCACUGAGAGAAACUACAGAAGAAGAAGUAACAUUAGGUGAAGUAAACGGUGAUGCUCUACAAAUUUUAAUUCAAUAUUGCUAUACAGGUUUAAUAGAAUUACGUGAAGACACUGUCGAAACACUUUUGGCUACAGCCUGCCUUUUACAAUUGAAUUCGGUAGUGACAGCAUGUUGUAAUUUUUUGGCACGUCAAUUACAUCCUUCAAAUUGUUUAGGAUUUGCUUUCUUUGCCGAACAACAAAGCUGUCAUACAUUAUUAAAAUUAGCAAGUGCAUAUACAUGUACACAUUUUAUGCAAGUUUGUAAAAAUCAAGAAUUCUUCCAAUUGAAUGCUGAACAAUUAGCGAAAUUAUUAUCAAGUGAAGAUCUCAAUGUACCUUCCGAACAGGAUGUAUUUCAUGCCUUAAUGUCUUGGAUUAAACAUGAUCCAACUAAUCGAGAAAAAUGUUUUCCUGAUUUAUUAGCUUUAAUAAGACUGCCACAUAUGCCACCAUCGUUCAUAGCUGACCAUGUAGAGAGUCUUUGUGGUUCAAUUGACUGCCAACAGUUAGUUAUGGAAGCUUUGAAAUGGCAUUUAUUACCUGAACGUAGAUCGCUAAUAUCCACUGCCCGAACAAGACCAAGAAAAUCAACUGUUGGUAAAGUUUUAGCUGUUGGGGGAAUGGAUGCCCACAAGGGUGCAAUCAGUAUAGAAUCUUAUUGUCCCAGAUUAGAUAAAUGGAGUUUAUUGAGGAAUUUAGCAGCAAGAAGACUUCAAUUUGGUGUAGCUGUCAUAGAUGAUAAAUUAAUUAUUGUUGGUGGAAGAGAUGGUUUGAAAACUUUGAAUACUGUUGAAAGUUUGGACUUAAAUACAAUGAUAUGGGCUCCAUUGAAUUCAAUGGGUACUCAUAGACAUGGUUUAGGAGUUGCUGUUCUAGCGGGUCCAUUAUAUGCUAUAGGUGGCCAUGAUGGUUGGAGUUAUUUAAAUACUGUAGAAAGAUGGGAUCCAAUAGCACGUACUUGGAAUUAUGUUGCACCAAUGAGCUCAAUGCGUUCAACAGCUGGUGUAGCUGUACUUAAUGAAAGACUGUAUGUUGUGGGUGGUAGAGACGGUUCCGUAUGUCACAGAUCUGUGGAAUGCUACGAUCCACACACAAAUAAGUGGACUCUCAAGGCACCUAUGAACAAAAGAAGAGGUGGUGUUGGGGUUGCUGUUGCAAAUGGAUAUCUAUACGCUUUAGGGGGACAUGAUUGUCCAGCAAGUAAUCCAUCUGUAUGCAGAACAGAGACUGUAGAACGUUAUGAUCCAUCUACAGACUCUUGGACACUUAUUGCUUCAUUAAGUAUUGGACGAGAUGCAAUUGGAUGUACAUUAUUGGGAGAUCGUUUAUUGGCUGUUGGUGGUUAUGAUGGUAAUCAGUAUCUUAAAACAGUUGAAGAAUAUGAUCCAGAAACAAACGAAUGGACCUCAUUGUCACAAUUAAAUUAUAGUCGAGCUGGUGCUUGCGUUGUAACAAUACCAAAUGUUAUACCACCGACACCACCAUUAACUAGUUCAACGAAAUGGAGGCCCGUGCGGAUUAAUCCAUAUUCAUUUAGACGUAAUGGAGAUAUUAUUAGUAACUACAAUUUAUGAUCAAUGAAUUUUAAAUACGUAUAAUUUUAUGAACACAAAAUUUUUCUAUUUAAAUGUAAAAUUUGAAUUUUUUUAUUUUUUUUUUUAUAUACAACUUAGAGUGAAUUCAAUACGAAACAUGAAAUACAUUUACAGUCAUUUGGAUUGCAUUUAUUUGGAAAGUGAAUAAAACAAAUUUGUAUUGAUCGAAA